Rhodofomes roseus is the source of this 525-nucleotide messenger RNA. RefSeq lists its product as uncharacterized. The transcript has a single exon. The coding region runs from base 97 to 414 and encodes 105 amino acids. The record is from RefSeq and is a predicted model, not a curated record. Lineage: Eukaryota; Fungi; Basidiomycota; Agaricomycetes; Polyporales; Fomitopsidaceae.
GAUAUGGAGGGGGAGGUUUCGAUGGGCCUCAGGACGACUUUGGUGGUGGUGGUGGAGACUUCUUCUAGGUCUGCGAGGUGACUACGGCAGCUUCUCAUGUCUGCGCUCCACUCAUUGACGUUCGUUCUAGUUCUGACGCGGCUUCUUGGUAACUUAGAAAUGACAAUCAACGGCUUUCUCCUUUAUGCUCCUCUGCUCUGGGAACAUGCAAUGGACUCGUAUAGAUCUGUGUAUAAGUACUGGGCUCGGUCAUCUUUCAUUGGGUGUCAUUCGUAUCUGAUUACAGAGGUGAUCGUGUCGCUGCCACCUGUGCACCAUCAAGCAGCAUCAAGCCGGCGCUCGCUGAAGUAUUGGAGCCCUGCCUCGUGGAUUGUGUUCCGAUGGCAAACUUCAGCGAGCAUGAGACCGCGUUGAGGUUGAGCGCCUGAUGCCAAACACUGCGAGUGUUCCACUGCCGAACACCUCGAACUUUCAAGAUGUGACAUCUGGUUCCUGCCUGCUACCAGUGAAGCCAUCAUGGAUCGU